AUUGACAAGAAUGAAGUUGAAGGUGGAAUGGGAAUGGACGAUCGUGUUGUGCUGAACGUUGGUGGCAUUCGGCAUGAGACAUAUCAAGCGACCCUCAAAAAGAUUCCUGCCACUCGAUUGUCACGCCUUACGCCAGCGUUAGCGAAUUUUGAUCCUCUGCUUAACGAGUAUUUUUUCGAUCGACAUCCAGGCGUUUUUGCACAGGUGCUGAAUUAUUAUAGAACCGGAAAACUGCACUAUCCAACCGAUGUCUGCGGUCCAUUGUUCGAGGAAGAGCUGGAGUAUUGGGGAUUAGAUGCUAACCAAGUGGAACCGUGUUGUUGGAUGACUUAUACGCAGCAUAGGGACACACAAGAGACCCUCGCGGUACUCGAUAAAUUGGAUAUCGAUAAUUGUAAAGAUGAGGAUCCGGAAUUGAGAGAACAAGAACUAAUGAAAAAAUUCGGUUGGGAGGAACAAUUUUAUGAGGGUCGCGUUUCACUGUGGAUGAAAUAUAAGCCCAGGGUUUGGGCUCUCUUCGAUGAGCCUUAUUCUUCCCAAGCGGCAAAGGUGAUAGCCGCAGUCUCAGUUUGUUUCAUUGUGAUAAGUAUUCUGUCGUUUUGUAUGAAAACCCAUCCAAGCUUCCGCAUCGCUGUGUUGUCGCUGCGCAACUCUUCUUCCGACGAGCACAUUGGCAUACAACGAGUUGCAACCGAACCUCAUCAAGUUUUCAGUCAGGUAGCAAUCAGUUUUCCAUUCGCUAACAGCUACUUUCCAUCCAAACUGUUCACCGCUCGUUUGCUUUUCGAAUCGACGAAAAUAGCAACAUUAAGUUUCUAUGCGGAUGCCGUUUUGGUGCGUUUAUUAGAUGAAGACGCACCAAAGGAUGUAGUCGAGUUCCUCUCGAUGAUUCGUAUUUUACGGUUAUUCAAACUCACUCAACAUCAUCGUGGCCUUCAAAUACUUAUUCAUACGUUUCGCGCCUCAGCUAAAGAGCUCAUUUUACUGGUGUUUUUUCUUAUUCUUGGUAUUGUCAUAUUUGCGGCACUUGUUUAUUAUGCGGAAAAAAUGGAAUCGAACCCAGAUAACCAAUUCUUAAGCAUACCUCUUGGCUUGUGGUGGGCAAUCUGUACCAUGACAACGGUUGGCUACGGGGAUAUGACCCCGCACACAGCGUUAGGUCGAUUGGUUGGCAGUCUUUGUGCUGUUAUGGGUGUUCUAACAAUUGCACUACCAGUGCCUGUUAUUGUUAGCAAUUUUGCGAUGUUCUAUUCACAUACACAAGCACGAGAGAAGUUGCCGCGGAAGCGAAGGAGAGUGUUACCCGUGGAACAGGUACGAUUGCAAGUUCGUCGGCAUGCAGCAGUAAUGGAGAUUGCAACAAUACAGAGGAGAAAUGCAAUUGCACCCCCACUUCUAUCGAAUUUGAAUGACGAACACAACGAAGAUGAGGAGAGUGUGACAACGUCGGAGCAAAAGGAUACGAAAUCUGAGGAUAUCAGCAACGAAAACGUCAUCUUUCCAAUUGCUGAAGGAGACACACAUGAAAUGGAUUAUGUGCGAAGUUGA
Messenger RNA from Anisakis simplex (herring worm), 1548 nucleotides. NCBI's taxonomy places the organism in Eukaryota, Metazoa, Nematoda, Chromadorea, Rhabditida, Anisakidae. The record is from the annotation of a GenBank genome assembly.